Hemicordylus capensis (graceful crag lizard) is the source of this 1068-nucleotide messenger RNA. RefSeq lists its product as uncharacterized. NCBI's taxonomy places the organism in Eukaryota, Metazoa, Chordata, Lepidosauria, Squamata, Cordylidae. Bases 1 to 1068 code for a protein of 355 amino acids. The record is from RefSeq and is a predicted model, not a curated record. The transcript is spliced from 2 exons.
AUGCCGGGUAAAGCAAAGGGUAAAAAGGGCGGUAAGCCUGUAAAGCCUCCUAAGCGGCCUGCACCCCCCCCUUCCUCGGAUGAGGAGGAUGAUCAGGAGAUGGUGCUUAUUCGUGGCCUUGUGCAGAGGAUGGAAGCGCUAGAGAAGGCCAGGGCUAUUCCUCCUCCCGACAAAGACGCCGGGCCUUCGGGUGUUCCGAAACCUGCGCCUAAGCGCACGAGGGUGGCGGUUCGGACGCAAUUAUUAAAAUCAAUUUCUGAUAGGUUGGCUGCACUAGAACAUGGCGCUGUUCCUGGCGGUCCUGCGGCUCCUGCUCCCACAGCAACUUUGCCUGGUGUUCCAGAUCCGGUGGUUCCGGUUCCAGUUCCUGAUGUGCUUGAGCCGGCGGCUCCUAUCGAUCCCGCGCCUGCUGCACCGGCGGGGCCCAGUCCGGAAGGCCCACCUGCACCUUUGGUUCCGGGUUCUGGCGGGGCAGCGGCUCCUGUACGUAUCCUCAUUUGCGGCCAUUCGUUGGUCUUCUGGGCGUUCAAGAGGGCCAGCACCUCGCAGUGGGGUACCCAGCUGGGAUUGGCUGGGCGCGCAAUUGUUUGUUGGAAAGGCAUGCGGGGUAUGCUCUGGAGCCAGCUGCUCCCGGCAGUCUGGGAUUAUGUAGGCAGGUCUCCCCGGCCAGAUGUUCUUGUCAUCCAUCUGGGGGAGAAUGAUUUGGGCAAGCGGACUGGCGUUUCCUUGGUUCAGCAAGCCUCUUCCGACAUGCAGGUUUUGCGGGCUUGGCUGCCUGGGGCCCACAUUGUUUGGGCCGAGUGGUUGCAGAGGCGGGCGUGGCGUGGGGUCCAGAAUCUCAGGGGCAUUGAAAGGGCCAGGCGUAAGGCAUCUGCCGCCAUAGGUAAGUUGGUGGUGGCUGAUGGUGGGUCGGUGUUGCACCAGCCUGGUCUCCUCGCCCGUUUCCCGCAUUUGUUUCGCCCGGAUGGGGUGCAUCUUUCAGAGGAAGGAUGUGAUAUCUAUAUCCGUAACCUCAGGAAUAGGCUUGCUGAACUUUUGGAAUUAGGUGGGGCAGGGAGGUCAAGCUAG